Messenger RNA from Monodelphis domestica (gray short-tailed opossum), 4730 nucleotides. RefSeq names its product solute carrier family 9 member C2 (putative) (gene SLC9C2). Gene Ontology annotation, molecular function: potassium:proton antiporter activity; monoatomic ion channel activity; sodium:proton antiporter activity. Gene Ontology annotation, biological process: potassium ion transmembrane transport; proton transmembrane transport; regulation of intracellular pH. Gene Ontology annotation, cellular component: plasma membrane. Lineage: Eukaryota; Metazoa; Chordata; Mammalia; Didelphimorphia; Didelphidae. The record is from RefSeq and is a predicted model, not a curated record.
AAGUGUCUGAAGCCACAUUUUAACUCAGAAAAGUGAGUCUUCAUGACUCCAAGCCCAGGACUCUAUUCACUAUGCCACUUAGCUAACCCAUAUGUACACAUAUACAUAUAUACACAUAUGUAGAUCUAUUACAAUGGGAAGUGUUUAAAGUAGAUAGUAAGGAUGGCCAGAGUGGAGAUAGCAUGGGGUGAAAAUGAGCCUGCUUCUGGUGUAGAAUGGAAAGAUGCUUGGGGAAAUGACUGAAGAAGGAAGAGAGUAGUCAAAUUUACUAAUUAUCUUCAAUUGUACUUACUGUACAGUGGAAAGAAGACUGGAUUUACUGAUUGAGGAUCCAAGCUCAAAUCUUGACAUGACAACUUAUUAGAUCUGUGACCUAAAGCAAAUCAAUUUAGCUCUUUAUCUCAUUUGUAAAAUGACAGGUUCAGCCUAGAAGAUUUCUAAAGUCCCUCUCACUUCCACCUCUAUGAUACAAUGACCUGACCUGUUUGUUCAAGUUAAGAUCAAUCAAGUUGGUUGAAUGUGUAUAGACCCAGUCAGAGAAGUGACUAUAAUGACAGGCUUCUCUGGAGCUUGACUUCUAGAGGUCUUAUGGAUUGGUGUUUGGGGACAGCACAUGUAGCCAAUGAGAAUGGAGAUUGGUAGAUGAGCAACCAAUGAGAGUCAUGGGGAUGUCAGCUCCAUACUGGUCAGUUGGCCUCUAGGUUGUGGUUAACUGACCUUGUGGAGCCAAGCUUCUCUUCAUGUGCUGUUAACUGGGCUUUUACUUUAUUUCAGCUCUGGGAUACCUUGGAAUUGGAAGGAAAUAUUCGUGCUCUUGGUAGACCAGAGAAGGGUAGUAAGGGGAGUAGAGUUAGCAGUGACUAAUUAUAUCAAAUUUCAAAGUGGGAUUGGAAAAGCAGAUAUAAAAAUGAACGACUUUGAAGAAAACAUUAGCAUGCCGAAUCCUGACUUAAUCUGUGGGAGGAUAGAUGAAGUAACCUCGUCAGAACCACAUUUUAUGCUGCUGCUAUUUUUCAUCAUUUUUGUGGCAGGAAUGUUGAAGGUUGUUCUAAGAAAUUACGAACCAGCUAUCUUGACACUUCUUUCUCUUUUUGGAUUUUGCAUAGGACUUCUGGGCCGCCAAUUUAAUGAGGUGCAACAACUUCUCUACCCUCUUCUAAAAACAAAUAAUUAUGUAUUUUUAAAUAUUUUCUUACCAUUAAUGACCUUUAUGGCUGCUUUGGAAAUGGAUUUUUAUAUACUCAAGAAUAUGUUUUGGCAGAUCUUAAUAACUGGAUUAACUAGCUUUGUUACAGCAUUCGUUUUUAUUGGAUAUAUCGUUGUGAAAUUAAAUAAAUAUACAUGGAAUGUUCAAUCUUGCUUGCUCUUUAGUAUUACUAUAGGCAUCACAGAUCCUCUUCAGUCUGUGCAUCCCUUGAAAGGUAUAGGUGUUUCCAAAAUAUUAAUUGAUAUUAUUAGAGGAGAAUCACUGAUCAGCUGUGGUGUCAGUUUUGUAUUUUUUGGAAUUUAUAGAAUUUUUGGAAGAAAGACUUCAGCUUUCAAAGAAUUAUACACAUUAGGAAGUGUGGUUACAGACAUUAUUGCAAGUGGUAUAUGGGGAUUUUGGAGUGCAAAAAUUCUCCAAUACAUGCUGGCGGACAUAUUUGGUGAUACAGUAACUAAUGUCACUCUUUGCUUCUCAAUGGCAUACUUGACUUUCUAUGUUGCUGAAUUUCUGGGACUCUCAGGAAUUAUUUCUGUAAUUUCUCUUGGGCUCCUUUUAGAUUCCUUAAGCUUUAGGCCAGGGACUGAUAUCACAAUUACCAAGUUCUUGUUCAUCAUGACAUUUUCAUGUCAAGCUUUUAUAUUCACUUUCAUGGGCAUUGUCAUUGGGUGUGAAAAUAUUAGGGAGAUAGAGUUUCACAGCCUCUCGUUCAUCAUAAUCUUAUUUGUGACAGUGAAUGCAACAAGGAUGUUAACUAUUCUGCUAGUAAGUCCUGUAUUAUUACAUUCUUGUUAUGAAUUCAGUUGGAGGUGGGGAAUCAUGCUCAUCUGUGCUGGCAUUAAGGGAUCUUUUAAUUUAAUCCUGGCUCCUGAUAUCUAUAACUUGAGUCAAGAGAAAAUAGUUUUACCACAACUGUUUCUAAUCUAUGUACUGGCUAUGUCCAUCAUGACUAUGAUAAUAAAUUCAGCCAUGGUGACUCACUCAGCAGUGACAUUAGGUCUUUGUGUUAUUUCCCUCCCAAGACAUAUGGCAAUGCAAAAUGCUAUUCUGCACAUACAAGAAGUGAUAAAUAAUACAAUUAUGUUAUCUAAAACAGAAAACAUUUUGACAAAUAUUCUUUGGUCCAUAGUAGAAGAAAAAACCAAAAUUGAAUACCCUUCUUUUUUUUUAGGAAAUGAUGAAAAAAGUGACACAUUUCCAACAGAUGAAGUUUUAAUAGAAGAGGCCAGAUUGCAUGUAGCUAUAAUACAGAUGAGUAGCUUUGAAACACAAUAUAAAGAUGGAAGCCUCCCUGAAGCAGCAGCCCGGAUAUUAAUUGGAGCAUCCAAAAACUAUGGGACUGUCCAAGGAAAAUUCAUGAGUAUUUAUGAUGUCACCACUUAUGAAAAAACUAGAAGCUGGCUUAUUAAAGUUAAAAAUAUGCUAGUUUUUUUGUCAUCUCAAAAAGACAAGAUUAAUUUUUUCCCACCUGAGAAGUCUAAAUUUAUGGGUUUUAUAUAUAAAAUUGUAUUUUCGGAGGAGUUUCAAUAUACGGGAUACAUUGUCACAUUAUUAUACUUCUUUCCCAUGAUAAUGCAUUUAUGGCCAACUGUAAGAGAUUCCCAUGUGAGAGGACUAAUUAUAGUAAACUACUAUUUUGUUUUCUUGUGCAUAAUAGAAGCAACACUAAAGAUACUGAUUAUGAGAAACAGAUAUUUUUAUGAGAGUUGGAACCGGCUGGAAUUUUACACCAUCAUUUUUGGACUCAUCGAUAUCAUUUGCAUACACUUAGUCAGAGAGAAGCCACGCGAUAUUGUCCUUAUUCAAUGUUCAGUAAUAUUAGGAUUUUUCAGAAUAAUAAGAUUUUUUCGCAUUUUUAAGAUGGUGCUACCAACGCUGAUUAAUAUCAUUGAGGAAAUCAUCAAAAAGCGUCUUAGUUUGAUGUAUUCGAUUACAAAAGGCUAUAUCCAAAGUCUAGAGGAUACAAAAUUCUUAAUUAAACAGAUUUCUUCUCGUGAAUCAAUAUUUCAGAAACUUUAUGAAAUUUUGGAAAUGAACAGGCGUGAUGCUGUCAAAGAACUAGGCCUGAUAGAACAUGAGUGCCGAGAAGUUGUCAUUGCCUUAAAGACCAAGCAGGCUAUCCGAAACGUGCUUGGGAAAGCACUGAAAAAUCUGCGAUUCCUUUGGUCGAGGGGUAUAAUUGAUAAAAUUGAAGGAAUCAACAUGAACAAGCUAUUUCUUGGCAAAAUAAAAUCGCUGAACAACUUUCCCAUGACCGUCCCUCCCCCUACUCCUGAGAAGUUCCUUCACAAUAUUGUCUGGCUGGAGGAUAAAGAUGUUCUCAUUGAAUUCUUUAAGGAAAAAGCCCAACUUGCAUGUUUUGACUAUGGAGAUAUCAUAUGUAAAGAGGGUGAUAUGCCACAAGGACUUUACUUGAUUAUUUCAGGAAUGUCAAGUCUGUAUGGCUCACUUCUUCACUUCGGAAUUGAUCCUAAACUGAGAACAUUGGCCCAUUUACCCCGAACACCAUACACGGAAUACCUCACCAGUGGCGACAUAAUAGGAGAGUUGAGCUGUCUGCUUAAAAGAGAAAUGGGUUAUACAGCUACCUGUGAAACUAUUUUGCAGGCCUGUUUUAUCUCUCUAGAAGACUUAUAUGAAGGUUUUGAUAUCUUUUGGUCAUUCUUAGAAUAUAAAAUAUGGUUGAAAGUUGCAAUCAGCAUAGCAAAUCACCAUAUAAAGGAAGGCAUAAUGGGUGAGGAAUUAACGUAUCAGCGUUGUUUGGAAAAGAAUAAUGCCUAUUUGGAAAAUUUAUCAAGAUACAGUGAGCUCACUAUUUACAACGACACGAUGCUCCACGUCCUCAUUGUAUAUGGAAGCGUGUUGAAUGUUGCGACUGAUGAACAACAUUUUGCUCCCAGCCGAAUACCUUCAACGUGUUUUCAGAUUCAAGGUACCUCUAAUAUAAAUAAACUGCUGAUCAUACAAAAAGAAAAUGCUACUAGGAAGGGGAAAAGUUCAGACAAGGAGGAGUACUAUGAUUCUGGGAAAUUCGCGUAUUAUACCAAAAAAUAUGCAGACGGUUAAGAAAAGAGGAACGGAUGAAUCCAGCCAGUCGUUUAAGGAAAUAAAUCUGCUGCUUGGAGCUUUCUGCCUCUGCUUACUACAGACUACCCUAUUCAAUGGCCCAAAAGUCUCUCUCAAGAGUUUUCUUAGAAUUUGCUGAAGCCAAUCACUGCUGCGUGCUUUUUGGGGAAGGAAUGGUGAUGGUUAGUUCAGAAAAACGAGUUCAUAUUGUCCAGUAAUGAGCAGUGGCUGUGACAUUGAUUCCUGGACUCGCUGCUAGCAAUCUCUUUUUCUAGCCUUAGUUCUUUGGUUCUGUUUUCCUAAUUUAGUAUUAGAAGGGACUUCUGUCACAUCAACUUGGCUUCUAAACGCAGCUUUAAAGAGUUAGAUGGUUAACAUAUUUAGUUUUUAGUAUUUUAACUUUUAAUUUUAAAAUGUAACUUUUUUUUAUUUUUUGAGUAAAGCCAAUUAAAAAUGCAAA